Amoebophrya sp. A25 is the source of this 2139-nucleotide messenger RNA. Lineage: Eukaryota; Dinophyceae; Syndiniales; Amoebophryaceae. The record is from the annotation of a GenBank genome assembly.
CGCCUCAUCACGGAUGGGAGCAUAGUCGGUCUCAACGACUUACUUCGGAACUUCGACACGGCCUAUUCCUCGAUCAUGGCCUUUAUAGCGGUCAUGUCAAUAGGAGUGCUAGUAUGGGGAGCGGACGUAAUAGACGCCUUUUUCCUUUGGGCACUAAGCCCCGAAUUCAGGAGACUUGCGGGGUGGAGCGAUUUUCGAACCGAGGACGCUUCCGAAGUGUGUCUCCUAUUUUUGUCGAUGGGUUUAGCGAUUAGCCCAGGAGCUAACGACGAGAGCCUGAAGGCUUGCUUUGCAGCAAUCAAGAGACUGUUUCCGAAUAUAGUCAUUUUAGACUACGUAGACGACUUGCGGGGUUUUAGUGCAAAAAACUCUGAUUGUUUUGAGACCGUGUACAAAGACAUGAUGAGGGCCAGACUGCUGCUGCAGUAUUUAGGUGUAAAACUACACAACUUCAGGCCAGACAAGCUGGAUAAGAUGAUCUUUCCAACCUCUAGGUUCCCUUGGAUUGGAUUUAUCGUUGACACGGUGAAUUUAGUCAUAGAAGUAGACGAAGAGAAGGCUUGCGCGUUUGUUGCCGCGAUUCGAGAAUUUCUUGCCGCAGCAAAAAUCGACAUGGCCUACGCAAAGGACCUGGCUAGCGUAGUGGGGAAGUUGGGCUUUACUACCUUGGUGGUUAGGAUGGGUCACAUCUUCUUGCGAGAAGGCUAUGACACAUUAGGUGCAGCAGGGGUGCCAAAGCAGUGGGCAGCAGGCAGCAAGCGUUUCAGCCCUAAAGUAAAGGUUAGUGACAAGUUAACUCGCGACUUACUUUGGUGGAUUGACGUCCUACUUGACAAACCGAAAAUCAAGAUUUUUCAGACACCUGUAACCAAGAAGUGUUUCCUCUUUACUCCUGAACUAAUCGAGCGUACUGAUGUCAUCGAGGAAUUGGACGAAAACCAGUUUACGUUACUAACAGGGGACGCUUCUAGGUUAGGUUGGGGGAUGCACGUCAACGGGGAUCAAUUCAGGGCAGCAGCCAAUUUUUCCUUGUUCGACGGUGCUCAGGCUAGUAGCAACAAAAGGGAGCUAGGGCUAGUCUUGGAAUUCCUUUUGGCGCAUCCUGAUAAAGUGGCAGAUAAGCUAGUCCUCUACAGGUCAGACAACAGCACCACUAAGCACUACGUCAACUUUGCGGUUGGUCGUAUACCAGAACUGUCAGCUUUAGGAAAAAAGAUCGCCCAGGAAGCAGCUAGGCUUCGUUGCGUUUUGAUCUGUAGCCAUUUGAAAGGUGCCACUAACAUCAUCGCGGACAUGUUGUCUAGGUUGACGCUUAACGCCACACUCAACGACAACUAUCCCCACAAGUGGAUCAGGCGUAGAACUAGGCUUGCCCUUUGGGCUAGGUUAGGAGGCUCGCCCUCUAUUGAUCUUUGCUGUAACGACAAAGGUAGCAACGCAGUCCUUCCUAGGUUCGUAACCUACAGGGAGGAUUUUUUCACUUGGCCGGUCGAGAGGUACGAGGGUGAGGUCGCUUGGGCGCAUCUCACAUUAGACUUGCUAGCUCCUGCUCUAAAGAAGUACUUUUGUCCUAUGAUGCAGCUCUCACCAGAAUCGCGACCUGCAGUACUUAUCCUCGUGCCGAAGUAUAAAAGUAGGCUUGCCUAUUUAUACGCUAGGUUCUUUAGAGUAGCUAAGCUUAAAGCUCAUACUCAACCGUUUAGCCUCUGGGAUAAUCAAGAGGAGUUUGCACUACCAAAAGCAGAGACUCCUUACUUAGUGCUGUCUACCUUGCCCUCGGACCUCCUACGCGCGCGUCUACAAUCCUUGAAGAAGCAAACGUAAUCUACUCAACUAAUCCUACACUUGGUCUGCUUGGAAGUUUGGGAAUUGCGGUGAAAUUGGCAAAUAGGUCUUGACCAGAAUAGAAGAGAAUAAGACGAAGUUUGGUCAUCGUGUCGAUCCCGGACUUGUCUUGGACUAUCUAGAUGCUGUCGGCGUCUUCGUGGACGCAGGACAUUCAACAAGAAUUCCGUCGGUCACGCCAGGUGAUCGACUCUAUUCCACAUGAAUGUUGCCAGGGCUCGCCUUCAUUCCUCAUUCAAAGAAUCCACCAGAGAUGCGCAUUGAAUGAUAAUGAUGGCUGAGCACGAUCGAAAG